Messenger RNA from Podarcis lilfordi (Lilford's wall lizard), 342 nucleotides. NCBI's taxonomy places the organism in Eukaryota, Metazoa, Chordata, Lepidosauria, Squamata, Lacertidae. The record is from the annotation of a GenBank genome assembly.
AUGCUGCUAAAAAUGGGAGGAAAAAAGAUAAUAGGAGUGGCUGCAGGCAUAAGCAGAGUAUGUUUUCCUUUACCACUGCAUAUUCUCAGUCAGCAGCUACUCAUUGGAAGGAGGUCUUUAAAAUCACUGGCUGUUAUUUUUUUGGUUGGCUUGAACUGUGGCACUUCUCAGCUAAGGAUUCCUUCUUUCACUGGUCCACACUGUGUUCAGAGGGCUGCUGGUGGUUUUUGCUGCAACAGAGUGACAGCUAAGUAUUGUGUCAUCUUAAAAAGAUCUAACAGUUGGUUCUCUUUAUCAUCUGUGGCAGUGAAGGGUGGUCAUUUUUAUACAUGUAAGCUCUGA